This is a messenger RNA of Prorocentrum cordatum, 501 nucleotides long. NCBI's taxonomy places the organism in Eukaryota, Dinophyceae, Prorocentrales, Prorocentraceae. The record is from the annotation of a GenBank genome assembly.
AUGCCGCGGAGGCGGCAGAAAGGCGUGAGGUGCCGAGGCUGUGAAUUCUUGCGCUCGUCGGGCGCGUGCCACGAGACCUACAAGGGCCAGCAGGCGGAGGCCGAGUACGGGGUGCUGGCGCUGCUGGAGGUCGUGCAGGCCGACUUCGCCAACCUGGAGGCAGACACGAAGGCCUCGGAGGCCUCAAGCCAGAAGGAGUACGACCAGUUCAUGAUUCAGUCCAAGAAGAGCCAGGCCAAGAAGGAGAGGAAGAUCGAGAUGAACGACUCCGACAAGGCGUCGGCGGAGUCCCAGCUGCAGCAGGACAUCGCGGACCUCAAGGCCACGCAGGACCCGCUGAUCGCCGCCGAGGCAUACCACGAGAGGCUCGUGCCGCAGUGCUUCGACAAGGGCAUGACGUUCGACGAGCGGACCAAGGCCAGAGAGUCGGAGGUGGCGUCGCUGAAGGAGGCGCUGGCCAUCCUCAACAGCGGGGACCCUGACAUCACCACCAGCGUCUGA